Messenger RNA from Sciurus carolinensis (gray squirrel), 5270 nucleotides. It is a transcript of the gene Atp8a1, whose product is annotated as ATPase phospholipid transporting 8A1. Bases 253 to 3747 code for a protein of 1164 amino acids. The record is from RefSeq and is a predicted model, not a curated record. NCBI's taxonomy places the organism in Eukaryota, Metazoa, Chordata, Mammalia, Rodentia, Sciuridae. Gene Ontology annotation, cellular component: plasma membrane. The transcript is spliced from 37 exons. Gene Ontology annotation, biological process: phospholipid translocation. Gene Ontology annotation, molecular function: ATP binding; ATPase-coupled intramembrane lipid carrier activity; ATP hydrolysis activity.
GCCGAGCCGCCCCCUCCGCGGCUGCAGGGAGAGCUCGUCGAGCUCUGCGGACGCAGCCACCUUCGCCACCGCCGCCUCUUCCUCCUCCUGCUGGCGUGCCGGGGCCGCUCCCGGUGGCGGCGCUGCCCUGGGUGGGCGGCGGGCCGGGGCGGCAGCUGAGCACUCUGCGCGGCGCAGCCAGUUCUCCCGGCCGCGCGGCGCCGUGACAGGUGCAGAGUCUGGGCUGAAGUCUCACCUGCAGCCGUCGCCGCGAUGCCCACCAUGCGGAGAACAGUGUCCGAGAUUCGCUCUCGAGCUGAGGGUUAUGAGAAGACAGAUGAAGUUUCGGAGAAGACCUCACUGGCUGAUCAGGAGGAAGUCAGGACUAUAUUCAUCAACCAGCCCCAGCUGACAAAAUUCUGCAAUAACCAUGUCAGCACUGCAAAAUACAACAUAAUCACAUUCCUUCCAAGAUUUCUCUACUCUCAGUUCAGAAGAGCUGCUAAUUCAUUUUUUCUCUUUAUUGCACUGCUUCAGCAAAUACCUGAUGUGUCACCAACAGGUCGUUAUACAACACUGGUUCCUCUCUUAUUUAUUUUAGCUGUGGCAGCUAUCAAAGAAAUAAUAGAAGAUAUUAAACGACACAAAGCUGAUAAUGCGGUGAACAAGAAGCAGACACAAGUUUUGAGAAAUGGUGCUUGGGAAAUUGUUCACUGGGAAAAGGUAAAUGUUGGAGAUAUAGUUAUAAUAAAAGGCAAAGAGUAUAUACCUGCUGACACUGUACUUCUCUCAUCAAGUGAGCCCCAGGCCAUGUGCUACAUUGAGACAUCCAACUUAGAUGGUGAAACAAACUUGAAAAUUAGGCAGGGCUUACCAGCAACCUCAGAUAUCAAAGACAUUGACAGUUUGAUGAGAAUUUCUGGCAAAAUUGAGUGUGAAAGUCCAAACAGACAUCUCUAUGAUUUUGUUGGAAAUAUAAGACUUGAUGGACAUGGCACUGUUCCUCUGGGAGCAGAUCAGAUUCUUCUUCGAGGUGCUCAGUUAAGAAAUACUCAGUGGGUUCAUGGAAUAGUUGUCUACACUGGACAUGACACCAAGCUGAUGCAGAAUUCAACAAGCCCACCACUUAAGCUCUCCAAUGUGGAACGGAUUACAAAUGUACAAAUACUGAUUUUGUUUUGUAUCUUAAUUGCCAUGUCUCUUAUCUGUUCUGUGGGCUCAGCCAUUUGGAAUGGAAGGCACUCUGGAAAAGACUGGUAUCUCAAUCUAAACUAUGGUGGUGCUAAUAAUUUUGGACUGAAUUUCUUGACCUUCAUCAUCCUUUUCAACAAUCUCAUUCCAAUCAGCUUGUUGGUUACAUUAGAGGUGGUGAAAUUCACUCAGGCAUACUUCAUAAACUGGGAUCUCGACAUGCACUAUGAACCCACAGACACUGCUGCUAUGGCUCGAACAUCUAAUCUGAAUGAGGAACUUGGCCAGGUUAAAUACAUAUUUUCUGACAAAACGGGUACUCUGACAUGCAACGUAAUGCAGUUCAAGAAGUGCACUAUAGCAGGAAUUGCUUAUGGCCAUGUCCCUGAACCUGAGGAUUAUGGGUGCUCUCCUGACGAAUGGCAGAGCUCUCAGCUGGGAGAUGAAAGAACAUUUAAUGAUUCAUCAUUGCUGGAAAAUCUCCAAAAUAAUCAUCCAACGGCUCCUAUCAUAUGUGAAUUUCUUACAAUGAUGGCCGUAUGCCACACAGCAGUGCCAGAGCGGGAAGGUGACAAGAUCAUUUAUCAAGCCGCAUCUCCAGAUGAGGGGGCCCUGGUCAGAGCAGCCAAGCAAUUGAAUUUUGUUUUCACUGGAAGAACACCUGACUCGGUCAUUAUCGAUUCACUGGGGCAGGAAGAAAGAUACGAAUUGCUAAAUGUGCUGGAGUUCACCAGUGCUAGAAAAAGAAUGUCAGUAAUUGUUCGCACUCCAUCCGGGAAGUUACGACUUUACUGCAAAGGAGCUGACACUGUAAUUUAUGAACGACUUGCAGAGACUUCAAAAUACAAAGAAAUUACCCUAAAACAUUUAGAACAGUUUGCUACAGAAGGGUUAAGAACAUUGUGUUUUGCCGUGGCUGAGAUUUCGGAGAGCGACUUUGAGGAGUGGCGAGCUGUCUACCAACGGGCGUCCACCUCCGUGCAAAACAGGCUGCUGAAGCUGGAGGAGAGCUACGAGCUGAUCGAAAAGAACCUUCAACUACUUGGAGCUACAGCCAUUGAGGAUAAAUUACAAGAUCAAGUGCCUGAAACCAUAGAAACUCUGAUGAAAGCAGAUAUCAAAAUCUGGAUCCUUACAGGAGACAAGCAAGAAACUGCCAUUAAUAUUGGACACUCCUGCAAACUCUUAAAGAAGAACAUGGGAAUGAUUGUAAUAAAUGAAGGCUCUCUUGAUGCAACCAGGGAAACCCUCAGUCGGCACUGUGUUACCCUUGGGGAUGCACUUCGGAAAGAGAAUGAUUUUGCUCUUAUAAUUGAUGGGAAGACCCUCAAGUAUGCCUUAACCUUCGGAGUCCGGCAGUAUUUCCUGGACCUAGCUUUGUCAUGCAAAGCUGUCAUUUGCUGCAGGGUUUCUCCUCUUCAAAAAUCUGAAGUCGUUGAGAUGGUUAAGAAACAAGUCAAAGUCAUAACACUGGCAAUUGGUGAUGGAGCAAAUGACGUCAGCAUGAUACAGACAGCCCACGUUGGUGUCGGGAUAAGUGGCAACGAAGGCUUGCAGGCGGCGAAUUCCUCAGACUACUCCAUAGCCCAGUUCAAGUAUUUGAAGAACUUACUGAUGGUUCAUGGUGCCUGGAACUAUAACAGAGUGUCCAAGUGCAUCCUGUACUGCUUCUACAAGAACAUAGUCCUCUAUAUUAUCGAGAUCUGGUUUGCCUUUGUUAAUGGCUUUUCUGGACAGAUCCUCUUUGAAAGAUGGUGUAUAGGUCUUUAUAAUGUGCUGUUUACAGCAAUGCCUCCCUUAACUCUUGGAAUAUUUGAGAGAUCAUGCCGAAAAGAAAAUAUGUUGAAGUAUCCUGAACUAUACAAAACAUCUCAGAAUGCUCUGGACUUCAACACCAAGGUUUUCUGGGUUCAUUGUUUAAAUGGCCUCUUCCACUCAGUUAUUCUGUUUUGGUUUCCACUAAAAGCCCUUCAGUAUGGUAAUGUAUUUGGAAAUGGGAAAACUUCUGAUUACCUGCUUCUGGGAAACUUUGUUUACACUUUUGUAGUGAUAACUGUGUGUUUGAAAGCUGGACUGGAGACAUCAUAUUGGACAUGGUUCAGCCACAUAGCAAUCUGGGGCAGUAUCGCGCUCUGGGUGGUGUUUUUUGGAAUCUACUCAUCUCUGUGGCCUGCUGUUCCGAUGGCCCCUGACAUGUCUGGAGAGGCGGCCAUGUUGUUCAGUUCCGGAGUCUUUUGGACAGGCUUACUAUUUAUCCCUGUGGCAUCUUUGCUUCUGGAUGUGGUAUACAAGGUCAUCAAGAGGACUGCUUUUAAAACAUUAGUAGAUGAAGUUCAGGAGCUUGAGGCAAAAUCUCAAGACCCAGGAGCAGUUGUGCUCGGGAAAAGCCUCACAGAAAGGGCGCAACUGCUCAAGAACGUCUUUAAGAAGAACCAUGUGAACUUGUACCGCUCCGAGUCACUGCAACAAAACCUGCUCCAUGGGUACGCUUUCUCUCAAGAUGAAAAUGGAAUCGUCUCGCAGUCUGAAGUGAUUAGGGCCUAUGAUACCACAAAACAGAGGCCUGAUGAGUGGUGAAGGGGAGCAGCUGAGAGGCAGGACCUGCUACAUCUCUCAGGAGAGCCACUGCAACCUAAGGUCGUCACCGCAAUCUGCUGACCAAUUCCAGUCUGGUCCAUGGAGAGGAAAGGUGGAUCUGAGCUCAUCUCACUGAUGGGCCUUCAGAUCCACGUACAUUACAGACAUAGUGCUGCGGCUGCACUGUAACACCACCUUUCUUGGAUUUUUAAAGUGUUUGCUAAGGCUUUGUAUACAGAAAUUGAAAAUGACCUUGUGUCUUGCCAGAGUGUUUUCUUAAACCAAGAGCAGGUUGGUCUUCUUGCACCAACCUGGGUCUGUUUCUGAUUGUCAGUUCAUUGGCUAUAUCACAAGGUGACCAGUGAUUUAAAAACUCUAAAAUGGUGUUAAGCUAAAGGUAGUCUUGAUAUCCAGACUUAGAUAUCAGGAUAUGCUGAAGCAAACCAGCAUUCUUAAGGAACUGACUCACCUUACUGAGCAUUUCUAAACAAGGCAUUAAUAAAUGUUGGUGUCAAAAAUUGUCUUGAUAAAUGUUUGCCAAAGAAGUUCAGUAAGUGUAUUUCUCAUUCAGUAGUCAUUUGCCCAGAAAUUUAAGAGAAAGUUUACUUCCAGUUCUGCUGUAAGAUCUGCAUGCUUGACUUUUCAAAUGUGAGAGUGAUUUGCAAAAAUUAAUAUUUCAAGGCAUUUGCUACUCAAAUCUGUGAUGUUGCACCUUUGGCCUUACAAGUGCUUCUUUGUUGUUUGUGUUGUUUCUUUGUUCAAGUUAGAGGGCAAGUGUGCUAAUUGACUGUCCUUACAGUACUGAUUUUUAACAUUUAUGUCUCAGUCAUUUCUGAUAGUUUCAUCAUCCCUUAGAUUUUCUAAAAGUCUGGCUUCUGCUGUAGAUUGAGUGGUGUCAUUUUGUCUUAAAAUUUUCCCUAUUAAGAAAAUUAUGCUUUAUCACACAUUUAUGUGUGAUAAACAAAGCUUUUUGUUAAGAUACUUGGAAUAACGUGUCAGACCAAUGCAUGGGCUUCUGUAAUGUACAUAGGCUCAGCUAUUGUAAUGCGUUUUGUUCUAUUUGUUCCAACUAGAGAUGCCUGCUAACUUAUGUAGCAUACUAUGUGUUAUGGUGACUGUCUCUGUCCUUAAGACUUGAUUAUUUCACAGUUGACGCCUCAAGCAGUUCCCAAAAUUGGUCAUGUACUGCUUAUUGAGACAAAUAAGUAGUGCACUUUUCCCCAUUUAAAAAAUAUGUAUUUUACUCAAGCCUGCAACUUUACAGUUGAACACUUUCAUCAUGAACACAGUUCAUUAAUGUGUUUUAAAAUGUAUGUUCAGCUUAAUUUAUUUCAGCAUUUCCAUGACGUCUCCUGAAAAUGCCUAUUUUGCUACCAACGAUAAAUGGUGAAGGGGCUGUUUAAAAACCACAACCAGUUUUCUACACUAUUUUUAGAAUAAUGCUUUCAUUUAAAAAGAAAAAAAAAGGAUUCUAGUUUUCAGAUAUAUUUCAGAGAUAGAAGCAAACUUUUUUGCCUUUUAUU